This is a messenger RNA of Austrofundulus limnaeus, 1324 nucleotides long. It is a transcript of the gene ch25hl1.2, whose product is annotated as cholesterol 25-hydroxylase like 1, tandem duplicate 2. Gene Ontology annotation, biological process: lipid biosynthetic process. The coding region runs from base 134 to 1108 and encodes 324 amino acids. Lineage: Eukaryota; Metazoa; Chordata; Actinopteri; Cyprinodontiformes; Rivulidae. Gene Ontology annotation, molecular function: iron ion binding; oxidoreductase activity. The transcript has a single exon. The record is from RefSeq and is a predicted model, not a curated record.
UUAUCUGGCACCCCUUUUAACAAGAGCCUAAAACAGUAGAAAAGGAAGCAUCACCCAUCUCAUAUCCUCCUCAUAAUGAACAAUUUAUCAUGUGGAGAGGGCGCUUUAAGUUACCAGUUAACCGGGGGGGUGUAUGAAUAAUUUGUUGCACCAGUUGUCACUCGAUGCCAUGCUGAGUGAAAAGUCCAAGCACACCCACAGAACAAAUGGUUUAUCCAAGCUGCUGUAUCAGACUGAACAGUCCUCUAAAAUUGCCUGUGAUUUUCACUCCAGGAUGGAUCUCACAGACAACAUCGCUCCCAUUUGGACAAAUUACUUGGGGGAACAAUCUCUGCUGCAGCCUUUUUGGGACACCCUGAGGCUCAACUACAGAGACUACUUGAGAUCUCCGCUCUUCCCCAUUGUAGUGACGGUCUCUUCCUAUUUCAUCCUCUGCAUCCCUUAUCUUGUUUGUGACAUGAUGGGGGACCGGUGGCCGUGGGUCCAGCAGUUCAAGAUACAACCAAGCUAUCAKCCGACAACUUCCACUUUGCUGCACUGCACAGGUGUCACCUUGUACAACCAUGUGUUUCUUGUGCUCCCGGCAUCCAUCGCCCAGUGGAUGUGGAGACCACCUGUGGACCUGCCAGACCAGGCGCCCACCCUGCUGGAGCUGAUUGCUGGUGUGAUAGGCAACCUCCUGCUCUUUGACUUCCAGUACUUUAUUUGGCACCUGCUGCAUCACAGGGUCCGCUGGUUGUACGCCACCUUCCAUGCCAUCCACCACAAGUACUCCUCUCCCUUUUCUCUCGCCACCCAGUGUCUGGGCGGCUGGGAGCUGGUCACAGUGGGGUUUUGGACAACAAUAAAUCCUCUGAUCCUGAGAUCUCAUUUACUCACCACGUGGACCUUUAUGAUAGUACAUGUGUACGUUUCAGUAGAGGAUCACUGUGGCUACGAUUUCCCCUGGUCCACAUCGCGUGUGAUUCCCUUCGGCAUAUAUGGAGGACCGAGCAAGCAUGAUGUGCACCACCAGAAACCCAACACUAACUUUGCUCCCCAUUUCAGUCACUGGGACAAAAUAUUUGGCACACAUGCUGACUUCAGUUUCUGUAAUACUAAAACUUAAGGUGUGUUUGAUAAUCGUGUGCUAAGAUGUGGCUGUUCUCUUCUAAAAUCAACAUAUAAAUGCAUGCAUGAAAUUGUGAACAUUACACAAAAUGUUACAUAGUCUAUUUUCUUUCAUUUAAAUCAAACAUAUUGUUGAGAUCAUCCUAAUAAAUAAAUAUAUUUCUCUCAAUUUGACUGUCUUUUUAAACAUUAAAAUCCAUCUUGAGCCUCAGAC